Drosophila willistoni is the source of this 3621-nucleotide messenger RNA. RefSeq names its product AP-2 complex subunit alpha (gene AP-2alpha). Gene Ontology annotation, molecular function: clathrin-cargo adaptor activity. The transcript has 8 exons. Gene Ontology annotation, biological process: clathrin-dependent endocytosis; intracellular protein transport. The record is from RefSeq and is a predicted model, not a curated record. Lineage: Eukaryota; Metazoa; Arthropoda; Insecta; Diptera; Drosophilidae. Gene Ontology annotation, cellular component: AP-2 adaptor complex; membrane coat. Bases 352 to 3186 code for a protein of 944 amino acids.
GGGCAGUUGCACUUACAGCGAGCGAGCGAGAGAGAUGAAAAAUCAAUAGAAAUUUUCAAUGGUUUUUUCUAGUGGCCCACUGAAAAGAGUUUACAAAAAUAAAACCGAAACUCUCAGCGUAAUAUAAUACAAAGCUUUGAAAUUAUCAGAAAAAGAGAGCGCAACAGAGCAAAAAACGUUAAACAACAAUAAAUAACAAAAACAACAAAAGAACAAAAAAAAAAGCAAUUGCCAUCUCCGUUUGCCGAUAAGCAGUAGCAGCAGCAGUUGACCCCGCCCACUGCUAAACAGACGUUUUUCUUGCGCCCCCAAGUUUAAAUAAAUUUAGCGAAAAUUAAUAAGCUAACUACAAUGGCGCCGGUGCGGGGGGAUGGCAUGAGAGGCCUGGCCGUGUUUAUAUCGGAUAUAAGAAACUGUAAAAGUAAAGAGGCCGAGGUAAAACGGAUAAACAAGGAAUUGGCCAAUAUACGAAGCAAAUUUAAAGGAGACAAAACUUUGGAUGGCUAUCAAAAGAAGAAAUAUGUCUGCAAAUUGUUAUUUAUCUUUUUGCUGGGCCAUGACAUUGACUUUGGCCACAUGGAGGCAGUCAAUCUGUUGUCCUCCAACAAAUACUCAGAGAAGCAGAUUGGCUACCUGUUCAUCUCGGUGCUGGUCAACACCAAUAGCGAUCUGAUUCGACUGAUCAUUCAGUCGAUUAAGAAUGAUCUGCAAUCUCGGAAUCCGGUUCAUGUUAACUUGGCUUUGCAGUGCAUUGCCAACAUUGGCAGCCGUGACAUGGCCGAAUCCUUCUCGAAUGAGAUUCCCAAAUUGUUGGUUUCCGGCGAUACAAUGGAUGUGGUAAAGCAAUCGGCUGCAUUAUGUUUAUUGCGUCUAUUUCGCUCAUCGCCAGACAUUAUUCCGGGCGGAGAAUGGACUUCGCGGAUCAUUCAUUUGCUCAACGAUCAGCAUAUGGGCGUGGUGACGGCUGCCACCUCAUUGAUUGAUGCCCUGGUCAAGCGCAAUCCAGAUGAGUACAAGGGUUGCGUGAAUUUGGCCGUAUCACGUCUCUCACGCAUUGUGACGGCCAGCUACACGGAUUUGCAGGAUUAUACAUACUAUUUUGUGCCAGCUCCCUGGUUGUCUGUGAAACUUCUGCGAUUGCUGCAGAACUACAAUCCCGUGACCGAAGAGCCCGGAGUUCGAGCGCGCUUGAAUGAAACUCUCGAAACGAUUUUAAAUAAGGCUCAAGAGCCACCUAAGAGCAAGAAGGUACAGCACUCGAAUGCUAAGAAUGCGGUCCUGUUCGAAGCCAUCAACUUGAUCAUUCAUAGCGACAGCGAACCAAAUCUCUUAGUGCGAGCCUGCAAUCAGUUGGGCCAAUUCCUUAGCAAUAGGGAAACCAAUUUGCGUUACUUGGCCUUGGAGUCCAUGUGCCAUUUGGCCACAUCAGAAUUCUCGCAUGAGGAGGUGAAAAAGCAUCAGGAAGUGGUUAUACUCUCAAUGAAGAUGGAAAAGGAUGUGUCUGUCAGGCAAAUGGCCGUCGAUCUUCUCUACGCCAUGUGCGAUCGCGGUAAUGCAGAGGAAAUUGUCCAGGAGAUGCUCAACUAUCUGGAGACAGCUGACUAUUCCAUAAGGGAGGAGAUGGUUCUCAAAGUGGCCAUCUUGGCAGAAAAAUAUGCCACCGACUACACUUGGUAUGUCGAUGUCAUUCUCAAUCUCAUUCGUAUUGCUGGCGAUUAUGUGUCGGAGGAGGUCUGGUAUCGGGUCAUUCAGAUUGUUAUCAACCGCGAAGAGGUGCAGGGCUAUGCCGCCAAAACUGUAUUCGAAGCUCUCCAGGCUCCAGCCUGCCACGAGAAUAUGGUCAAGGUGGGCGGUUACAUUUUGGGUGAAUUCGGUAAUCUCAUUGCCGGCGAUUCCCGUUCCGCCCCCUUGGUGCAAUUUAAAUUGCUACAUUCAAAAUACCAUCUAUGCUCACCCAUGACCAGAGCUCUGCUGCUCUCCACCUACAUAAAGUUCAUCAAUCUCUUCCCCGAGAUACGAUCGAACAUCCAAGAGGUGUUCCGGCAGCAUAGCAAUCUUCGGUCAGCGGAUGCUGAGCUCCAACAGCGGGCCAGUGAAUAUCUGCAAUUGAGCAUUGUGGCAUCCACAGAUGUGCUGGCCACAGUUCUCGAGGAGAUGCCCUCAUUCCCAGAGCGCGAGAGCUCCAUUCUGGCGGUCCUCAAAAAGAAGAAGCCAGGUCGCGUGCCCGAGAAUGAGAUACGUGAAUCAAAGAGCCCCAAUCCCGUUUCCAAUCAUCAGAAUGCCAAUAGCCACCACAUCAACAGCAAUUCGACAGCAUCCAAUAAACUGAAUAAUAGCAAUGCCCAUGCCGAUCUCUUGGGAUUGAGUACACCGCCAGCCAAUAAUGUGGGGGGAUCGAAUAGCAACAGUAAUAGCACCCUCAUAGAUGUCCUCGGAGACAUCUAUGGCACUAAUAAUAAUGCCAAUGCUGCCGUCUACAACACCAAGAAAUUCCUCUUCAAGAACAAUGGAGUCCUUUUCGAAAAUGAGAUGCUACAGAUUGGUGUGAAGAGUGAAUUUAGACAGAAUCUGGGACGAUUAGGUCUCUUCUAUGGCAAUAAGACGCAGGUUCCUCUAACGAACUUUAAUCCUGUGCUGCAAUGGUCGACGGAUGAGGCGCUCAAAUUGAAUGUCCAAAUGAAGGCGGUGGAGCCAACAUUAGAGGCUGGCGCACAAAUCCAACAGUUGUUAACCGCCGAAUGCAUUGAGGAUUAUGCCGACGCUCCAACCAUUGAAAUCAGUUUUCGUUAUAAUGGUACACAACAGAAGUUUAGCAUUAAGCUGCCACUUUCCGUCAACAAAUUCUUUGAGCCAACUGAAAUGAAUGCUGAAUCCUUUUUUGCGCGAUGGAAAAAUCUCAGCGGAGAACAACAAAGAUCCCAGAAGGUGUUCAAGGCUGCUCAGCCACUUGAUUUGCCUGGGGCACGCAAUAAACUAAUGGGCUUUGGCAUGCAGCUGCUCGAUCAGGUUGAUCCCAAUCCAGAUAAUAUGGUCUGUGCAGGCAUUAUCCAUACACAAUCCCAACAGGUUGGCUGUCUCCUGCGACUGGAGCCAAAUAAGCAGGCACAGAUGUUCCGACUAACCAUCAGAGCCAGCAAAGAGACAGUGACUCAAGUGAUUUGCGACUUACUGUCGGAUCAGUUUUAAGAUCAUCUGCGCAUCCCACAACCCAUGAACACACACACAGACACACACAAACACACUUUAUAAAGAUGCACAAUCCAAAAUAAUCAUCUAGGGAAAUAUCAGAAGAGAGGGGAACACAGAUUAUGAUCCCUUGCUUUCUUAACCCUCCACCAACACUCCACACAUGUUGUAUGUACCUUUCCACUCUAACUAUUGCUAAAUGCUAUGGAGCCAGCUAUAUAUAUACACUAUAUAGGGACACUUUUUUCUAACUAGUUGUAAAACCCAGCCCUCUGUUUUUUGUUUAUCCUAGUUUCCGUUUUUCCUACUUAUUUUCAUAUAUACUAUUUUCUUGUAAAUGUUAAGCUCAAAGUGUUGAAGAAGAUAAAAAAGAUAACAUAAUUCGAUUAUGUUAUGUUGACAAAUUAAAUAUAUAUACGAAUAUAUAUACAUAUA